Molecule: messenger RNA, 2781 nt
Organism: Plasmodium berghei ANKA
Lineage: Eukaryota; Apicomplexa; Aconoidasida; Haemosporida; Plasmodiidae
Product: BIR protein
Exons: 3
Coding region: 1-2781 (926 amino acids)
Source: RefSeq, a predicted model, not a curated record
AUGAUUCUCAAUGUGUGUGAAACAUUUAAGGGUAUUGAGGAACUAUUGAAUGAUGAUUUUUAUCUCCAUGGUAUAAAUGACAAUACUAAAUUAUUAGAAAUUUAUUGUCCUAUUAGCAGUGAAACGGGGAAAAGAGAAUGUAAAACUGCCAGUCAAAGAGUUAAUGCUGCUACUGUAUUAUUAUUUAAUCAUUUAUUUAGCGGAGAUGAAAAUAUAGAAUCUGAUAAUAAAAAUAACGAAUAUAUCAUGUAUAUUAUGCUAUGGUUAAGUAGUAAAAUGAAUCUAAUUACAGAUGGAACUUACGGAAGCGUGUCAGAUUUUUAUACUACGUUUAUAAAAAAUGGUGAUGUUGAUGUUGAUGUUGAUGAUAAUUAUUAUUAUGAUUAUUUUGAUAAAAUCUCUGAAAAAAAAGAAAUAAUGAAAAUUAAAAUUGAAGGAAUGCAUGAACUUUAUGAGUUACUUAAAGAUCUGUGUAAUGCAAUUAAUAAUUCUUCCGAAGAUUCUUCAAAUUGCUCCGAUUGUUCAAAUUUUGCUAAUAAAUGGAAAGACCAAUCCAAUAAACUUGUUGAAAAAGAAACUAAGGUUUAUGAAGAUGAGUAUUAUUGUGAUGUGCUGUUAACUUUAAAAAAAGCUUAUGAGAAAUUUAAAAAAGAUAAUGGUAUCCAAAAUAAACUUCCAGAACUCGAAAAAAUAGAAAAAAUAAAUAAUUGUAAGGAAUUAUGUAAAGAUGCAAACAACUCGUGGAGAAUUAUAGAUGCGAGUUCCCAAGAUUUAUCGAAUGAAAUAGAUCGAAAUUUUAGUGACAUUUUAAAAACAAUUCCCUCUAAAGAUAAAAAGAAAUAUCGGAUACUGAAGAAAUUUGUGAAAAUUAUAAAAAAAAUAACGAUCAAGAAGAGAAGAAUAGUGAAAAAAAAGAAAAGAAAAAAAGUAAUUGUCAAAGCACCGAUGAAUAAAAAACAGAGUAACAAGCAUCAAGGAUCAAGCCAAGGAGGAAAACAAUCAGUUACAGAAGAACCAUCACAAAUUUCAGAAGAUGAAUCAUAUUCAGAAGAUGAAUCAGAUUUAGAAGGUGAAGAAGAAGAUAGUGAACAAACCGAACCGAAGAAUAAUUAUCAAAACACCGAACAACAAAAUACAGUAGAUCAAGCAUCAAACCAAAGUGAUAACCCAUCAUAUUCAGAAGGUGCAUCAUCAGCUUCAGGAAAUGAACUAGAAAAUAGUGGAAAAUCACAAGAAGACUCUGAAGAACAAACAAAUACAAAUUUAUCAACGAAAACGAACAAUCAAACAGUAGUUCAAGAACAAUCUGGUGCAGAACCAGAAACAGAUUCAAAACCAGAACCAGAACUAGAACCACAGUUAAAAUCACAGACAGAAUCACCACUACCACCACCACCACAAGCACAACAACAUCAACCAUCAUUGUCACAACCAGAACAAGAACAAGAACAAACACAGAUAAAAUCACAGAAAGAAUUAGCACCACAACAAGAACCAUCAACACCAUCAUCGUCAGAAACAAAAAAACAAGAACAACUAGAAUCUCCAUCUACACAAGAAAAAUCAUUGACGAAACAUGAAACUGGAUUUUUAUAUGGUUUAUAUAAAACGCAUAUUUCAUCUUUUUAUAAAAACCUUACUGAUUAUGGGCAUCGUUUAUAUGAAAGUGUAUCAACUAGCUUAACAAAAGGUUAUUCUGCAUUUAAUAAAAUUUCUAAUGAUUUAAUUAAUCAUCUAAAUAAAGUAAAUGAUACAUUACCAUCAGUUGAUAAUAACAUUCACCAAAAAGAUUCGGGAAGUGAUUUACUUCCAUCUGAUAGUCCAUCAGAAACGCCCUUGUCUUCACCGAUACAAUCUAGUGACAAUAAAGUUGAAGGUGAAAACCAAGAAAAAGAACCUGAAGAUAAAAGCCACGAAAAAGAAACUGAAAGUGGAAGCCAAGAAAUAAAUUCUGAAGAUGAAAAACCAAAAAAAGAAUCUGAAGGUGGAAGUGGAGAUACAAUAAGUGAACCUGAAGGUGGAAGUGAAGAUACAAUAAGUGAACCUGAAGGUGGAAGUGAAGAUACAAUAAGUGAACCUGAAGGUGGAAGUGAAGAUACAAUAAGUGAACCUGAAGUUGGAAACCAAGAAAAUAAAACUGAAGGUAAAGACCAAAUAAGUGAAACUGGAAGUAAAGAUGAAGUACCAAUACCAACACCAGCUCCUGAAGAGCCAUCAAAGGAUUCUAUCAAUAAAAUACAUGAUCAAGGAAUUAAACAACUUCCUCCUGAAAUCAAGGUAGAAAAAGGAAUAUUUGAAAUAGGAUUUCCAGGAGAUGUAUUUAAAGGAUACAAAUUAUUUGUAUAUUUAGUUAUAAUUAUUGGCAUACCCAUUAUUUUAGCACUUAUGUAUAAGUAUUUUUCAUUUGGAUGGAGAAAGGAAUUGAAGAAAAAAAAAAACAUGAAAAAGGUUAUAAAUAUGUUUGGUGGAAAUGAAAAGACAAAAAGAGUUAUAAACCCAACUGAUCGAAAAAAACAAGUACAAAUAAUUAUAAAUUUAUCUAAAAAAAAACAGGAUAAAAAGCUUACAAAUCCAUCUACUCAAAAAAAGCAGGAUGAAAAGGUUACAAGUUCAUCUACUCAAAAAAAACAAACUAAACAGUUUAUAAAUUCCAUUUACUGGGGAAAAUAUCCAUUAUUAAAUAUGUAUAAACUUAUGGAGACCGAUCCUGUACCAUUUAUUAUUUUGUAUUUGGUGUUUAUUUUUUAUGUUUAUAGAAGAAAAUGCGAUUCUUUAGAAUAA